AAAUUUGAGUUUCUGUUUUGCGUCGUUGGAUAAAAUGGCAGAAAAAAUGCAGGUCCGUGAGAAAACAGGUGUUUUAAAAGGAAAAGUGAAUAAAAGAAAACUGAGCCCUGAAAGUGACGAUGAGAUGCCCACAAGCAGGAAGAUGAAAUGUGAAAGCUUUAUGGAAAAUAUAUCUCCUGACUGUGAUAGUCCUGACUCUGCUGACUCCAGGAAAAUAUGUGACUCUUUUAACAACAGAAGAAAAUAUCUACACUUUGGUCCAAGAAAGAAAGACAAAUUGAAGAAAAAUGUGAAUAUAAUGGUUGUUCCGCCAAAAACUACAAAUGGGAGACACUCGCUUGAGAAAUUAAAAACAACUUUACAAAAGAAUUGGAAGAUGUUGAAGGAAAAGCUGGAACCUACUGCUUUAGCUGAGAAACUUCAAGCAAAGAAAAUUCUUAGCGAUGAAGCAAUAGAAAACAUUAACAAAUGUCUAAGCCGCCAAGGAAAGAAUGACACACUCAUACAAGAAUUAUGUUCGAUUGAACCAAACAGUGCGAAUUCUUGUAUAGACUACGAAGCUACAUUUGUUUCUCUGUUGAAUGACACCAGUCAAAAGGACGUUGAUUUACAGCUUUACCAUCCAGUAACCAAUGUAGUGAGGCAAAAAUGUCAAGAUAUGCCACAAGACGGACACCGUGAUUUGAUAAAUUUUAAUCAUCAGCAAAGGGAAACUUUACUAGAGGAAGUUGAGCCUAAGAUAAUUUUAGAAGAGCUCAUUGCAAACAGUUGUAUCUCUUCUAAAGAAAAAAGAGAAAUAGCUACCACGCCAAAAAGGCGGGAAAGAGUAAAAUUACUGUUAAAAAAAAUUGAAUCAUCUACAGACAUUGUGGCAGAUCAAAUUGUUAGGUGCAUUACAAAUGCUUGCCCAAACCUCACAGGACUGUUUCACCCAUGUAGUAGUAAUACAGGGCAGCAGAACCAUUUAACAAAUGAAAAGGGUUCUCGUUUAAACAUUAAAAUAUCCAUAGAGACAAAGGCAGUACAGGACCCGAAUGAGCAUGAUGAUCCGGUAAAAACCUUACAAAUGAGAAAAAGUGUAGCUGAAGAAAUAGAGAGAAAAAUUGUUCACAAUUUGGAAGAAAAUCCAAAUCGGUUAGAGGAUAUGUUCGAAAAUUGCUUGAUAGGCAUUGACAAAAUUAAAUUUGCGUGUGUAAAAAUAUAUCUAAGGGCAUUGUCGUCAAAAUCCCUAAGCAAAUUAGUGGCAUAUGCCAACACUGGAGCUUUCAAAAAGCAGAUAGCGUCGUUGAUUGACCAAAGUGGACAUGAAUUAGAGAGAGACUCAGAAAUAUGCAUAGAAAUAUCAGAAGGAUGGUCAAAAUCGGAACAAAAUGAAACGGUUUUAGAGUGUCUUUGCAACUUAGAUAGAAGAGCAAUAAGGAAGAACUUCAAACUACUUAGUGACAAAAUGAAAUGUUCCAAAAUAAUCAAUCGCAUUUUGGAAAGUCAUCUAAUUACAAAGAUGGAUAAAGCAUUUUUGAUGAAGAUAAAAACUUACGAUUUGAAAGCUAUGAAGAAACAGCUAAUGCACUAUUUACUGAAAGAAGAAUUACCAAAGAUAAUGUUCUGUAUUUUGGAAGACGAAAUUAUAAGAACAAAUGGGUCGUCAAUUAUUCGGACCAUACUUACAGUGACUCAUGCCCAAAUGAUUCCACCAGAAAAUGCAUGAAACAUUUGAAAUUCAGAAGGUUGGUACUCCUGGUUGAUAUUAUAAAUACCAAGGGUUUAAACGUUGAUAUGAGAACAAUUAUCCAUUUGGUUUGGCAAUUUGUUUCAAUCUUAAAUCUCGGAGGACGUACACAUAUGUAUUUCAAAUUUUACUGAUAAAGUUUCUGUUUAUUUAAGGCAAUGACAAGCUCCUAAAAAACCAAUGUAAACCAACUAACUUAUUUGUAUUUAUCUUCACUAUUGUUUCCCAUAAUUU
This is a messenger RNA of Ruditapes philippinarum (Manila clam), 1963 nucleotides long. RefSeq lists its product as uncharacterized. The record is from RefSeq and is a predicted model, not a curated record. The transcript is spliced from 11 exons. NCBI's taxonomy places the organism in Eukaryota, Metazoa, Mollusca, Bivalvia, Venerida, Veneridae. Bases 35 to 1708 code for a protein of 557 amino acids.